Molecule: messenger RNA, 732 nt
Organism: Rotaria socialis
Lineage: Eukaryota; Metazoa; Rotifera; Eurotatoria; Philodinida; Philodinidae
Source: the annotation of a GenBank genome assembly
AUGAAACAAUCGGCAUUCUAUCUUAUCGCUGAAUCAAUCGUUAUCUCUAUUCAUCUACUUGUUUUCUUUACGUCGCGUAUUGCCAUCAAUGGUUUCAAUAAUGACCUAACGCAACGAUCCAUCGUCUGGUGUAAAUUGAGACAAUCAUUUGGCACAAGUUUCACACUUAUAUCACUUAGUAUUGUUUGUUUUGCUACUAUUGACCAGUAUUUAUCAACUAAUUAUAAUCCGUUUUUAAAGCAAUUAAGUACUCUCAAAUUUGCUCGUCGCCUUACUUGCGGUGCUGUGAUAGUUUGGCUUGCACAUGGAAUUCCAUUCAUAGUUUUCAUGAAGAUUCUACCCGUAUACGGAUGUACAACAUAUUAUGAUGGAUUUAAUACCUAUGUUACAUAUAUUUAUUAUUUAAUACUCUCUGGACUGCUGCCGAUCGUGAUUAUGUCAAUAUUUGCUACACUAGCCUAUAUCAAUGUUCGUCGUAUUGUAAAAAGUCGGAUAGCAAUUUUCCGGCGUAGACUUGAUAGACAACUGACUGCAAUGAUUCUUGCUCGUGUAGCAUUUUUAGUGGCAGUUACACUACCUUAUAUUAUUGAUCGUAUAUACAUCAUACAGGUUCAAUUAACUCAAAUUGACCCAGUUCAAAAAGCGACUUUACAACUGGCAGGAGCCGUUGCUUAUUCUUUAUUCUAUUUAAGUUAUGCUGUGUGUUAUUUGACUUUUUGUUUUUGCUAUUGA